AUGGCUAGUGUUGAACAAGGUGUUGCUAAUCUCAAUAUUUACAAAUCAAACACAGCUUCCAACAAUUCAUCUGCUGUGAGUUUAAAACAUGACUACAUAGAUACUCCAUUCAGUGGUAAAAAGGCCCAAUUUGAUCAGGUCUUGGAUGCGCUUGACUCCACUGGUUUUAUCCCUGAAUCGUUAUUGGAAUCAGAAGCCAAAUGGUUUUAUGAAUCGUUGGGUAUUGACGAUGUUUUCUUCGCUAGACUGACUCCAGAAGAAAUUGCCGGUCAUAUUCACGCCUUGUACUCGUGUAAAGUUCAAGCCUAUGCCAAUGCUGGUGAGCAACCAUUGAUUUCUUACAAGAGAGAAGCUGAGGAUCACGCGGUUUUCUUCGAUACGGUUGAUGCAUUGGAUUAUGCCAGAAACCCAUUUGAAAGCUUGAUUGACGAUAAAUAUAUCGAUCCUAGCGAUGCUUCUAACAAGAGUUAUCGUGCUGAAUAUUUUUCUGCUCCAUUGAAUUAUCAAACUGAUCCUAUUUUGAAUGGUAUUUACGCCCAAAAUAAGAACCUCGGUGAACAAAUUGUGAGAUUGGCAUUUGUUUACAAAAAUCAAUUUAAAAAUGGUAAAGUUGCUGCUGAUGAAUUGGAUUUGGACAGGAUUGGUGAUGAGACCUUUUUGAAAAUUGCUUCUCAAAAUACCAAAUCUGUAUAUGAAAGUAUUAACAAAGAGGUUAUCAAGUCGACUGGUCCGAUUAUCAAGCAUUUCCAAAUUGAAAACACUGAAGAAUACAGAGUUAUUAUUGGUUACAGACAAAGCACUGCUGCAAGAUACAAUUCAGCCUUGAGUGAUUUGGCCAAUUAUUACAAGUUGCAAACUACCAGAAAAUAUGUUGAACAAUUUGCUAAUGGUGUAACAAUUACCUCGUUGUAUGUCACUUCAAGACUGAGAUCAGCUGUUGAUUUAUCAAUCUAUCAAGUGAUUAAGGAGGCAUCGUUGUUGUAUUGUAUUCCUCACAAUUUCUUCCACACAAGAUUUAUUCAAGGUGACUUGUCAUUGCAAGAGUCUAUUUAUGCUCAAUCAGGAGUCAUUUUCGUUACUCAUUUCUUGAACCGUUUGGGACCAGAGUAUAAGAAAUUGUCAUCAUUAUUGGAUCCUUCAAAGUCAACUGAACAUGCUGAGGUGUUGAGCAGCUUAAAAAAGAGAUUGAGAUCGGAAACUUACACCCAAGAUUAUAUCAAGGAGGUUUUUGAUGUGAGGAGCGAAAUUGUCCGUAAAUUGUACCGUCAAUUUGCUGACGUUCAUUACAUCAGAUCAUCGAUGGAAAAGACUUUGUCUUACCAAAGAUUGUCUCAGAUUCAACCAGUUGGUUCUGAAGAAGAGUUUGAACAGUUGCUUAGUAGAGAAUGUUCACAAAAUGAACACCAUGCCAUUGUUUUAAGAGCUUUGUACACGUUUAACAAGGCUAUUUUGAAGACGAAUUUCUACACCUCAACUAAGGUGGCAUUGUCGUUUAGAUUGGACCCUUCAUUUUUACCAGAAUCUGAAUAUCCUGAACGUCCAUACGGUAUGUUUUUUGUUGUUGGUUCUGAUUUUAGAGGAUUCCAUAUCAGAUUCAGAGAUAUUGCCAGAGGUGGUAUUAGAAUUGUGAGAUCAAGAAAUUUGGACGCCUACAAUGUCAAUGCCAGAAACCUUUUCGAUGAGAAUUACAAUUUGGCAAACACUCAACAACGUAAGAAUAAGGAUAUUCCAGAAGGUGGAUCCAAGGGUGUGAUUUUGUUGGAUUCAGGUUCAGCCCAAGAUCGUGCUCAAGCCAGUUUUGAAAAGUAUAUCGAUGCAUUGAUUGAUUUGCUUUUGAAGCAACACAUUCCAGGAGUGAAAGACAGUUAUGUUGACUUGUAUAACAAGCCGGAAAUUUUGUUCUUGGGCCCUGAUGAAGGAACUGCAGGAUAUGUUGAUUGGGCCACUUUACAUGCCAGAGAAAGAGGUGCUCCUUGGUGGAAAUCGUUCUUGACAGGUAAGUCGGAAGCAAUUGGUGGUAUUCCUCACGAUGAAUAUGGUAUGACUACAUUAUCAGUUCGUGCCUAUGUCAAUAAGAUUUAUGAGAAAUUGAAAAUUGACGACUCCAAGAUUCGCAAGUUUCAAACUGGUGGUCCCGAUGGUGAUUUAGGAUCUAAUGAAAUCUUGUUGUCAAGAAGAGAGGUUUACGUUGGAAUUGUUGAUGGAUCCGGUGUUAUUGCUGACCCAAAUGGGUUGGACAAGGAAGAAUUGAUUCGUUUGGCUAAAGCAAGAAAGACUAUUGAAAAUUAUGACAAAUCAAAAUUGUCAUCUCAAGGUUACAUUGUCCGUGUUGAUGAUUUUGAUGUUACUUUACCAAGUGGGCAAGUUGUCACUAGUGGAGUUGCUUUUAGAAACACUUUCCACUUGAAAUUGAAGGAACAAUUUGGAACCAACGGAGUUGAUCUCUUUGUUCCAUGUGGUGGUAGACCAGCUGCUAUUGAUACCAACAAUGUUCAUGAAUUGAUUGAUGAAAAGACGGGUAAAUCCAUCAUUCCUUACUUUGUCGAAGGUGCUAACUUGUUUAUCACUCAAUCGGCCAAGUUGGUUUUGGAAAAAGCUGGCACGAUUAUUUUCAAAGAUGCAUCGACAAACAAGGGUGGUGUUACAUCUUCGUCAUUGGAAGUUUUGGCAGCAUUGGCUUUUGAUGAUAAAGGAUUUUUGGAAAAUAUGUGUGUUGAUAAGCAAACUGGUGCUAAGCCACAAUUUUAUCAAAAAUAUGUCAAGGAUGUCCAAGCUAAGAUUGUUGCAAAUGCCAAUUCUGAAUUUGAAGCAUUGUGGAAAUUGAAGAGUGAAACUGGUAUUCCAUUCACAAUCUUGUCAGAUAAGUUAUCCCUUGCUAUCAACAAAUUGGGUGAUGAAUUGGCCAAUUCGAAAGAACUUUGGGAGGAUGAUGUUGAUUUCAGAAAUGCGGUUUUGUUGGACUCAUUGCCACCUUUGCUUUUGUCUACUGUUGGUAUUGAAAAUGUGUUGGCUAGAGUUCCACCAGCUUAUUUGAAGGCUAUUUUUGCAACUUAUUUGGCAUCCCAUUUCGUUUACUCAAGAGGCAUUGAUUCAAACCCGGCUAAGUUUUUGGAAUUUAUUAGUAAUAUCAGAAAGGGAUUUGUACAAAAGGGUUUGUUAAAGUAUUGA
Molecule: messenger RNA, 3168 nt
Organism: Lodderomyces margitis
Lineage: Eukaryota; Fungi; Ascomycota; Pichiomycetes; Serinales; Debaryomycetaceae
Gene: GDH2
Product: glutamate dehydrogenase (NAD(+))
Exons: 1
Coding region: 1-3168 (1055 amino acids)
Cellular component (GO): mitochondrion
Molecular function (GO): L-glutamate dehydrogenase (NAD+) activity
Source: RefSeq, a predicted model, not a curated record